AUGGUUCGUCUGACUCGGACGAUCACUUUGAACAUUUUCACCGGCGCAGGGUGCAACGGCAGGUGGGACGAGCCCAACUGGUGUCAUUUUUUCACCCAGACCCUCACGGGUCUAGCGAGGGCUUGGUUCGAUUCUUUGCCAGUGGGAUCACUAGCCUCAUUUGAGGACUUGCAAGCAAAGUUCCUCGCACAUUUUAGCCAGCAGCGACGUCACAAACGUGAUUCUAUGGAUGUCAUGAACAUCUGGCGCGGAGACAACAAAUCUCUCGAGUCGUUUGUCAUCCGUUACAACAAAGAGUGCCUAGAGAUAGGCGGCGUUGUAGACCAAAUGGCACGCAACCAUUUCAUUCGAGCCGUCAAGGAUGAAGAAAUGGUUAUGACCAUCUCCGGAAAGGAAGGCUUGCCAAAGAAAUGGGAAGACGUUAUGGCUGCGGUCAAGACGUACGCCCAGACUCAGCGGUCCCUCAAGUCGCCUGUCACAAAGGCACAACCACAAGCGGAACGCCAGUCCUCCCGCUAG
Molecule: messenger RNA, 519 nt
Organism: Helianthus annuus (common sunflower)
Lineage: Eukaryota; Viridiplantae; Streptophyta; Magnoliopsida; Asterales; Asteraceae
Exons: 1
Coding region: 1-519 (172 amino acids)
Source: RefSeq, a predicted model, not a curated record